Messenger RNA from Iphiclides podalirius (scarce swallowtail), 291 nucleotides. The record is from the annotation of a GenBank genome assembly. NCBI's taxonomy places the organism in Eukaryota, Metazoa, Arthropoda, Insecta, Lepidoptera, Papilionidae.
AUGCCGAGCAUAGUGCGCUUCAUAGCUCGCGCAGCGACUUUGAGCUUCCCAGCCCAGCCGGAGAAUAUGCGCACCCCCUGCCUUGCCGUUACCAUGACCGAUACCGUAGCCAGGAAUAGCAAGGCUGCUAGGGACUGUGGGUCGCACAUUUUGGGUUCCCGACGCCCCGCACCUAAGACGCUGCUGCUGUUUAUUGAUCUGAGUAUCGCCGUAAACGUCAUCUUUCAGAGGCCACCGGCUGUUUUUGGCUUAUCCUCCAGUUGCCUCUUACGACACCCUCAGGGUAAGACA